GCCAGGGAUUGGAGCUUCAUUGAUUCCUUGGUGAAUUGCAGCAACUUGAACAUGCUCUCUAUUUCAUUCAAUGAUCUCGGCGGUGUGUUGCCUCUGUCGAUAGCCAACUUCUCUAAGGAGAUGAUGUUUUUAUACAUGGGUUACAACCAUUUCUCAGGGAUCAUUCCGCAUGGGAUUGGAAAUUUAGUUAAUUUGUUUGAAUUGUCUUUGGAAGAUAAUCACCUCACUGGCCCAAUUCCAGAUAACAUUGGAAAGCUUACAAUGUUACGGGCUUUGAGUUUGCAUGACAACAAGCUCAUAGGUUUCAUUCCAUCCAGCAUUGGCAAUCUAACUCUGUUGUCAGAUAUCUUCUUAGAUGGGAAUAAAUUUGAAGGCAUUAUACCUUCUACUAUGAAAACUCUCAGGCAACUCUCAACACUGUAUUUAUCUAACAACAGGCUUAGUGGGAGAAUACCAGGAGAAAUCCUUGGACAUUUCUUUUCACUUCUUGUUCUUGAUUUAGCCAACAACUCUUUCAGUGGAACUAUUCCUACAGAGAUUGGAAGCUUGACAAAUCUUCAAUAUUUGCUAUUAAAUGGGAAUAGGUUGACAGGUAAAAUCCCUGGGACCAUCAGUGGAUGUGCAGUCUUAGAAGACCUCAAUUUGCAAGGUAAUCUCUUUAUUGGAUCCAUCCCUCCAUCUUUAAGCAAUCUAAAAGGUCUCAAAAAUUUAAACCUUUCAUACAAUAGCUUGUCAGGAGGCAUUCCUUCAUCUUUUAGCAACUUAAAACUCCUUCAAACACUUGGUCUAUCAAACAAUAACUUAUCUGGGUCUGUCCCAGAGUUCCUACAAGAUUUGAAGUUUCUUUUUGUUUUGGACCUUUCUUACAAUCACUUCCAUGGUGAACUCCCUGUAAAAGGGGUGUUUACAAAUUCAUCUGCACUAGUUUUAAUUGGAAAUGUUGAGCUUUGCGGGGGACUCCCACAACUUCACUUACCUGUCUGCCUUAAGUCCCAUCAUAAAACAAGUAGAGGAUCUCUAAUCCUAAAGAUUGUGAUCCCAAUAGUUUCCCUUUUAUCGUGCCUUCUCUUGCUCUUACUAUUUCUUUUCUUGUUUCGGCAACGAGAAUCAAGAACAAAAACAAAGAUUUCAUCAUCCUUGCCUGUUCCAUAUGAAGAGUUUCCGAGAGUCACAUACAAUGAUUUGGUCAGAGCAACAGAUGGUUUCUCUUCCGGUAAUCUCAUCGGAAAAGGAAAGCAUGCCUCUGUUUACAAAGGAACUCUUCAUGGCAUCAACAACACCAUAAUGAUGGUCGCCAUUAAAGUCUUCAGCCUCAACAUUAGAGGAGCUUCAAAGAGCUUUCUCUCUGAAUGUGAAUCACUCAGAAGCAUCCGACACCGGAAUCUCAUCAAGAUCAUCACUUCAUGCGUGAGCAUUGAUUCACAAGGCAAUGACUUCAAAGCUCUGGUUUUAGACUUGAUGCCAAAUGGAAGCUUGGACUCAUGGUUACAUCCAGUGGAGAAUCAACAACAACAACAACAACAACAACAACAACAACAAAGUCCUCUGAGUUUGAUUCAAAGGUUGAAUGUGGCCAUUGAUGUUGCUGAUGCUUUGGAGUAUCUUCAUCACUCUUGCCAACCUCCAGUUGUUCACUGUGAUCUGAAGCCAAGCAAUGUUCUUUUGGAUGAUGACAUGAAUGCUCGUGUCGGAGACUUUGGUCUUGCAAAGAUCCUCAUGAACAACAACAGCAACUUAUGGCAGAGCUCCACAGCCUCAACAGAGAUCAUCAAAGGAACCAUUGGCUAUGUUCCUCCAGAGUAUGGUUUUGGGAGUGAGGUAUCACCCAUGGGAGACGUGUACAGCUAUGGGAUCCUUGUUCUGGAGUUGCUGACUGGAAAGAGACCAGUUGAUGAGAGUUUCAAGGAUGGUAUGACAAUGAGAAAGUUUGUAGAGUCUUAUGCUUCUCUGGAGAGAAUCAUGGAGGUCAUGGAUCCAUCAAUGUUCUCACAAGAAGAUGAUGUCAAAGAUGAUGUCAUUGGAUACAAAAGGCAAAAGGAGUGUGUGGUCUCUGUUGCAGCUUUGGGCCUUGAAUGCAGUAUUGAUUCCCCAAAUGAGAGGCUUAGCAUGAGUCAUGUUUCAGCACAAAUGCAUGCAAUCAGGGACCAUUAUUUAUGCGUUGGAUCAACGAGUUCAUAAGGACGAACUCAACUACUGUUUCUAUAUAUUUGGCUGUCCUUAAAGUUGGUUGGGUGUUUCUGAAUAAAUUAUCUUGUGGUCUUCUAACUUCUGAGGGACUUGAUUAAUGGACAAAUUCA
Messenger RNA from Dioscorea cayenensis subsp. rotundata (Guinea yam), 2297 nucleotides. RefSeq names its product probable LRR receptor-like serine/threonine-protein kinase At3g47570. Bases 52 to 2178 code for a protein of 708 amino acids. The record is from RefSeq and is a predicted model, not a curated record. The transcript is spliced from 2 exons. Gene Ontology annotation, biological process: protein phosphorylation. Gene Ontology annotation, molecular function: protein binding; protein kinase activity; ATP binding. NCBI's taxonomy places the organism in Eukaryota, Viridiplantae, Streptophyta, Magnoliopsida, Dioscoreales, Dioscoreaceae.